Molecule: messenger RNA, 2938 nt
Organism: Tarenaya hassleriana
Lineage: Eukaryota; Viridiplantae; Streptophyta; Magnoliopsida; Brassicales; Cleomaceae
Exons: 10
Coding region: 225-2810 (861 amino acids)
Molecular function (GO): protein binding
Source: RefSeq, a predicted model, not a curated record
CUUACACUUCCAUCUCCUCUUUAAAUUAUUCUCUUCUGAACACGAAACGAAACCCUAGUUCCCUAUCUGAUUUUAGGGUUUAAGACCAAUCAUGAAUCCUCUCUGACUUGCCCAAAUCUUAAUCCCUUUUUAUCUGAUUCUCCAAUCGGUUCUCGUCUGCUGUCUUUGGGCUUUCAUUUUCGACAUUUCUGAUUUUUUCGAUCCGACGGUGGUUCUGGUCGGAGAUGGUGAGCGGUUCCAGAACCGGGGGUAGUUCAGCGACUGGAAUUGACGAGGGAGUGAGAAAGACGAUUAAGUCGAUACAGGAAGUUUUGGGUAAUCACUCCGACGCCGAUAUAUACGCCGCCUUGAAAGAGGCUAACAUGGACGCUGACGAGACUGCUCAGAGGCUGCUUCUGCAAGAUACAUUCCAUGAGGUGAAGAGAAGAAGGGACAGGAAGAAAGAGGAUGCGGUAUUUGAUGGUCCCGCCAGUAGGGAAAAACCUUCUGAUGAUGCUGACAGUGAAGUGAAAUUUCGAACUCAGCCUGAACGUAAUGUUCGUAGAGGAGGCUAUAGUCGUGGUUCUUUUUCACGUGGCACUGCUCCUCGGCAUGCAUUUUCUCGGAAUUCUACUGCUGGAACAAACAGAGAGUUUCGUGUUGUUAGAGACAACAGGUCUAAUCUGAACGUAGAUGGAGAAUUGAAGCAUUCUUCUACCUGGUCUCCUGUAUCAAACAUUGACAAAAUGCCCACCAAUGUGAAUGAAAAAGGCUCAGCAGGUGGCUCAGGCAAUCAGCAGCCUUCUGGAGAUCGAGAUUCAGUUCAUAUUUCUGAUAUAUCUGUGAACACACAAUCUAGGCAGCCUGAUGGUGAUGCUUCAUUGCCUGGUGCUAGCAAGAAAGAACACUCUAAGGAAAAGCAAACAGCGCAAGAUGCAACUUUGCCAUCAAGCAAUUCUGUUGUUGGGGUAUAUUCAUCUUCCACAGAUCCAGUUCAUGUGCCAUCUCCUGAUUCUAGAUCAUCACCUAUUGGAGCUAUAAGACGUGAAGUCAGGGGUGGAAGUUUUGCUGGAAAAUCUUCAGAAAGUGUUGUCAAAGAUUCGUCAACACCUGCUGGAUCUUUUCCACGUGCACCUCUGAGAAAAGAUGGGGCUCCACAAGCAUACCGGCCGUUUUCCCCAAUUUCAAAGUUUGAUAAACUCAACCAAACUACUGGACGAGAGUCUGUCUUGCCGAGUGGUGCUGCUGGUAAUAGAUCUCUCGUGAACAGUCACCAUGGCAAUAGAGGCAGUCAAUAUGUUAGAACACAGCAGCAAGCUGGUGGUCAUCAAAGAGCAGUCUCACAGAACAAGGAGUGGAAGCCUAAAUUAAACCAAAAAUCUUGUGGGAAUAAUCCUGGAGUAAUUGGAACACCUAAAAAGGCAUCUGCUGCUCCCGCUGAUAGUUCUAUCAACCUGGAAUCAGAAGCGGUUAAGUUGCAAGAUAAGCUUUCACAUGUUAAUAUCAGCGAAAGUCAGAAUGUCAUCAUUGCAGAACAUAUCCGUGUCCCAGAGACUGAUCGGUGUCAGCUAACUUUUGGUAGCUUUGUGCUGGAGAUUGAUUCUUCCAGGAUCUCAGCAUCUGGAUUCCAGGAAGCAUGCUUGCCAGAAGAACAUGAAUGUGAAUCUGCUCGUAGUUUGCAGCUUGCUCCUCCUGAGGCUUCAAAUGAUGGUGCUCCGUGCACCAUGCCUGUUGCUAUUCUUGAUGAACAAGUUAUAAAUUCUGGAUCUGGUUCUGGCUCGCCAUUCUCAACAGCAUCAGAGCAACAAUUUCCUGAACAAAAAGAGGAUUCUAGAACCUCUCAGAACUUGGAUGAGUAUGCAGGGAUCGAAUUGCUCCAUGGAAACAGUCCAACUUUAGAGUCAAAACAGCAGCAAGAUACUCAUACACUGCAAAAUUUUUCAGCAUAUGAUCCCCAGGCUGGUUAUGAUUUGCCGUAUUUCAGACCUUCAAUGGAUGAAAACAUUCGGGGUCAAGGAUUUCCAUCUCCGCAGGAGGUACUUAAUGCACAAAACACCAUCCCUACUUCCACAAUUCCAAUGUUACAGCAGCAACAAGCUCAGAUGGCACAGCUUUACCCACAGGUUCAUGUUUCUCAUUUUCCAAACCUUAUGCCGUACCGUCAGUUCCUCCCCCCGGUUUAUGUCCCCCAAAUGCCCAUGCAAGGAUACUCUGGUAACCCAGCAGCAUAUGUGCACCCCUCGAGUGGCAACAGUUACGUUCUGAUGCCUGGAGGCAGUUCUCAUCUUGGUGGAAAUGGCAUAAAGUAUGGGAUCCAGCAAUUUAAACCGGUCCCAACCGGUGGUCCCAUGGGUUUUGGGAGUUUCAACAAUCCUAAUGGAUAUCCGAUUAAUUCACCCAGCAUAGUUGGUAACGCUGUUGGGCUUGAAGAUUCGUCACGUAUGAAGUACAAAGACGGAAGUAUUUACGUUCCAAAUCCUCAACAGGCUGAGAGUUCUGAAAUCUGGUUGCAAAACCCAAGAGAUCUGACUGGUCUACAAUCUCCACCGUAUUACAAUGUUGCCGGGCAAACACCUCACGGUGCAUAUUUAUCAAACCAUACAGCACAUCCAUCUUUCGAUGCUGCUGCUGCUGCGGCUCAAUCAUCUCAUAUGCAAUUCCAGGGCCUUUUCCACCCGACUCAGCCCGGUGCAAUGGCGAGUCCACACCAUAUGGGGCCUGGACUGGGUGGUAAUGUUGGAGUUGGGGUCACCCCCUCUCCUCCUGUGGCUCAAGCGGGAACUUACCAGCAACCUCAACUCGGUCAUAUGAACUGGCCAACAAAUUAUUAACAAAUCUAACUUGUUUUUACAUGUCUAAUGGAGAUCAUAAUAGCCAAAGAAAGUAUUUUACUCUCCUUGUCAACUGCCAAACUCUGUUUAUCUUCUUUAUUGAAUGCAUAAAUCUGUUUUUAAUCACU